AUGGCCCCGUACGGCAAGCCCGAGGUGCAAUUCGACCACGACUCGCCGAUCACCGCUCUCCACACCAUCGCGGAGAUCCAUAUAUUCCCUCUUUUAGUCGAGACAGGAUUGAUUGCCAUCUUCACUGUGCAGACGACCUACUUCGCCUACCACCGAUGGACUCGGAAGGAGCCGGAUGCUGCGUUCGUUUACGCGCAUCACCGAAGGAUACACGUCAACGCGUUACUCUGCUUGGCGGUAUUCAUGUAUCUUCUAGCACUGGCCUACUGGGCUCUCGACGUCGUAGUGGCGCAACAAGAGCUACUGGUGUUUUGGCCGGAGUUACUCACAGCCACAGCUGGCCCAGACCCGUACCAGUCUCUGACGAACAGGCUCGGGACAACCUGGUAUGCCCAAGCUGUGAUACAAGGCUUCAUCUGGACUGCCAGUGACGCUGUUGCUUUAUGGCGAGCGUACGUUGUGCACAGGGAAGCACGAUGGCUCGGUAUCGCCAUUCCCUUGCUCCUUUUGACAGAAUUCGGCGUCUACGCCGGAUACCUCGUCUUCUACACCCACAUACUCCCCACCCCUCCCGAGGUUGUCCGCCGCAAGUCGAUGUCAAGUAUCAUCGUUGUCGCACCGUACUUGGCCGCAGCUUCGAUCACGGUCACAGUUCAAGUCUUCGCCACAACUCUCAUCGCAUACAAAGCAUGGACCCUCUGGAAAGAACGGAAGGAUCUGUUCACUGGAUCGGGCCGGUUGGUUCGCACGCUUGCUGUGUGGAUCGAGAGCGGAAUGAUGUAUACGUUGCUCUGGAUCUGGUACAUCUUAGCGACCAACGACUCCGUGUUUAGUUGGGAAAUGACGGCAUGGACCGAGUACUACUCAAUUCCGCUCAUGGCCAUGUAUCCGUCGCUCGUGGUUAUGGUCGUGACGAUGCAGAACUCUGCUCUUACGAUGGAUAAUCUGCCUUGUAUGAAUGAGAUGUGCUCAGAUAUCGUCAUUCUAAAAAAAAAUGAAAAUCGCGUCGCGCAGAUAUUUUUCCACGGCGCGCGCGCUCUCGCUGCUGUUCGCCACGUAACUCGCUCGCUAUCGUAG
Messenger RNA from Peniophora sp. CBMAI 1063, 1077 nucleotides. The record is from the annotation of a GenBank genome assembly. NCBI's taxonomy places the organism in Eukaryota, Fungi, Basidiomycota, Agaricomycetes, Russulales, Peniophoraceae.